AGCGACGCUCUCUGGAAGAGCAACUGCAAACUGCCAAGUAACGAUCGGCACUCCCUCCCCCUCCCUCCCUCACUCAGGCAAUGGUCGUCCCUCGCAACGUCCUGCCUACUAGGGCAAGCUACUCAACAGCUGUACUCGAGCGGCACCGCCGGCGAACUACAACCGCCGUCGCCGCCUCUACCUGCCUCUUUUGCCUGCACGCUCUCUCGUUCCAACCGAGGAACACUCGAGCAGUUCGAACAGCGGCGUCUUCUAAGCUCCAUCCGCUCGCUUCCUCUACAACCCAAACCCACGCGUCAAAGACCCAAAAGGUGCUCCAGGACUGGGCGUCGCGCAAACGACACGCUGAGGAUAUCGAACAGACGGCGACAAAGCUCGUCUCCGCUGCUGCAAAGGAGAAGUGGUUUGCUACGCAGAGAGUGGAUGGAAAUGGGGAGGAGGAGGUGAUGAAGGAGAGGGUAAAGAAGGAGAAAGUUGUGGAGCCCCUGUUGGGGAUUGCAAGGGCUGAGGACGAUGUAACAUUCGGCCAACUAGGCAUCCCCCCACGCGUCGAAAAAGCCCUCUUUGAAAAAUUCAACAUCUCAUUCGCCUCGGAAGUACAGCGUCAAAUGAUACCCGCCGCUUUGAGCCCGAACGACCUGUUUGUGAAGGACAUUACCGGAUCCGGCAAAACGAUAGCCCUUGUCACUGCGAUCGUCAGCAAAUCGCAUCCUAAAUUACUCUUAUCAGCAGCUGCAAAGCAAAAGGAGCUGGAAGAUGGGGUGGACGUGGAGGCGGAGGAUGUUGUAGACGCAGCGGAAAGUCUCGUCGCGCAUAAAGGGGACAAGUUGUAUCAAAGAAAAGGAGAGAAGGCUAAGGCGCAUUCGCAGCGAUACCUGCAUACCUUAUGUAUGGUGCCUACCAGAGAAUUAGCGCUGCAGCUAACAGCCUGGAUAAAAGACCUCUCACCCGCCCUCCGCCACAAAUCCUUAAAGUCACCAGAAGCCGAGAUGGCCGCAGCAAAGCUUGUGCAAUGCGUGGUCGCGGGUGUCGAUAUCGAUGUGCAGAAAGAACUGCUGAAGCAAUGCACACCUAAAAUCCUCAUCGGCACGCCCAACCGCCUCACGGAACUGUACAACCAACGUGCGUUCGAUGUUUCUAGAUUGCAGCUCCUCGUGCUAGAUGAGGUCGAUAGGCUGGUUGAGGCGCGUCAACGAUACGAUACAGUCAAAACCCGCUUCAACAAGAUCACACACCCUUUAGCCGGUGAUCUCCUCCUGAAAAGGAUCUACAAACACCGCUCCCUCGCCCGAAAAGUCGCGGGCGGGGACAUAACCGCUCAAGAAAGUACAAACGAAACCGUCAACAUUAACACGGCGGUCAUCUCCGACCCCGCGAAACGCAGAAUGCAAACCAUCGCCUGCUCCGCCACCCUCAACAACAACCUCCGCCGCGAACUCACCAACAUGCGCGGGUGGAUGCACCACGCCGUCGCCGUCGAUGUCUCGGGGACGACCCGUACACCCGAUACACUCACCCACCAGGCGAUCUUGUUCGACAAGUACGGCCGGCCGAUGACGCUGACACCACCCAAGAGAUAUCAGGAAGAGGAUAAACGGGAGACAGAACGAGCGGAAAUGGAACCCGCCCUCCCGGAUACGGACCCGGCGAUCAUCGAGACACUCGCAAAGCUGAUACACGACGAUACCGUCACAUCCGCACUCGUGUUUGUGCAAAGCUCCAUAUCGCAGACGGAGGUGGUCCAGAAACUGAACGCGUUGGGCAUCCGUGCGGGGAGGUUAAGCGAUAAUCUGGAUUAUGUCGGGCACAGCGUCGGCAAGCAUUUCAGUAAAGAGGUCAGAGCGGGGAAGCUGGAGGCCAGGAAGAAGGAUAUGGAGGCGUGGGAGGCCGAGAACGGACCAGCGGCGGGGGAGACGAUACCCGAUGGCGAUGCACGGCCCCGAAGUCGCCCCAUCGCAGAAUACGUGGAAGAACAACCACCCCUCACCGACGAUCCCGCCCCACCCCCACGCAAACAAAACACGUUCGCCGCCCACAUGCACGGCACCAAACAGAUCCUGGUCCUGACCGAACCCGAAUCCCGCGGCCUCGAUUUGCCCACCGUCACCCACGUCUUUGUCCUCGGGCCGCCCACCUCGCCCGCGAGUUAUGUGCAUAUGGCCGGCAGGGCGGCGCGGUUUGGGAAAAAGGGAAAGUGUGUCACGUUGUUGGGCGGGAGGAGGUUUGAGGAGAGGAUGAGGGGGUUUUAUAGGUUGUUGAGAAUUGAGGUCAGGGAGUGAGUAGAGGAUGGGGGUGAAGGGGCGAUGAGGGAGGGUGUAUCGCGAGGAGCGAGGGAGGGAGACAUAGAUAGAUUUGUUGUAGAUGAGGUGAGAAACGGGCGUAAUUUAACAGCAAGAAACAUCACCGUCCCUGUUCUCUAUUGGUCAAGUACCGAGCCAAGCGACAGGCUUCCCCCCAUGAGAACGGAAACGGCUGCAGCAGUGUGUCGGGGAGCAUGUACAGGAUGAAUGUGUUGUUCACUCGGUCCUAUGUAGGGUCGUGGUCGUGCUGCUUCUAGCAGACAGAGCACUCACUGACCUCAGACGGCCCUCAGACGGCACCCCACUAACAUACUCCCGUCAUACUGAGGAGCUUCCCAGGAAGGCAAUGGCGAAGGCAAUAAAUUCCCUUUGAACCGAGUGCUCUCAGUGCAGAAGUCAAGUCCAUAAUAACACUCUCCUAUAAUAUAUACUGUGCUGGGAAACUUCCUUCUCGGGUGAUUGUUUUGCAACAGGUUU
Molecule: messenger RNA, 2777 nt
Organism: Fimicolochytrium jonesii
Lineage: Eukaryota; Fungi; Chytridiomycota; Chytridiomycetes; Spizellomycetales; Powellomycetaceae
Product: P-loop containing nucleoside triphosphate hydrolase protein
Exons: 2
Coding region: 81-2279 (732 amino acids)
Molecular function (GO): nucleic acid binding; ATP binding
Source: RefSeq, a predicted model, not a curated record